Messenger RNA from Schistocerca americana (American grasshopper), 840 nucleotides. It is a transcript of the gene Bet1, whose product is annotated as BET1 homolog. Gene Ontology annotation, biological process: vesicle fusion with Golgi apparatus; endoplasmic reticulum to Golgi vesicle-mediated transport. The record is from RefSeq and is a predicted model, not a curated record. The transcript is spliced from 5 exons. Gene Ontology annotation, molecular function: SNAP receptor activity. Bases 260 to 601 code for a protein of 113 amino acids. Gene Ontology annotation, cellular component: SNARE complex; Golgi trans cisterna. Lineage: Eukaryota; Metazoa; Arthropoda; Insecta; Orthoptera; Acrididae.
CAAUUUCAAGUGAAAACUUGUAGAGUCACAUACUAUACGAUUACUGUUCACCGGAACAGGCUGACGCAAUCGAAGUCUAAAGCCUGUCGCUUAAACGCUGGCACAUUAAAAUCUGCAACGAAUGUGAAGUUCUGUAUAGAGUGAAAUAAAAAGCGAGAAAAGUGUGGUGCUUGAUACGCGAACAAGUGUUGACAUUUUUAUCUUCAAUAAGAAUUUGGACAAACUGGCGCCAACAUUUUCUGGCAAAAAAACACCAAACAUGAGGAGGGCACAUGCUGGACAGUUUUACGAACCAGUUCCUACAAACGUAGACCAUGGAGAUAUUCUGGAAGAAGAAAAUGAAAAGAUGACUGCACUGUUAAGAGACAAGAUUCAUGAUUUGAAAGCUGUUACACUUGAAAUUGGAAAUGAAGUGAAAUAUCAGGAGAAACUUCUAAACCACAUGGCAGAUGAUUUUGACAGAACAGGUGGCUUCUUGAAGAACACAAUGAAUCGCGUCGUUCGUCUCGGAAAAGGAAGCCAUAACCAUUACAUAUUGUAUCUGUUCAUUUUUUCAUUUUCAGUCUUUUUUACGCUUUGGUUAGUUCUAAAGAUGAGAUGAGGAUUGUAUUUUAAAAUGGAAAACUGUACAAAUAUUACUAAAGGAAACAAAAAUAUGGCUAGUAUUUUGGUUUAAACUGUGAUAUACAUGUUUUUGUUCUCAUGUGGAAGGUGGUUGUUGGCUAUGGUAUGCACGGAGUGUGUGUAAACUGUACUAAUACCAUACUGUGUGAAUUCGUAUUGUAUUAUGAAUGUGUAUACUGUAUAUGUUUCAAAAUAUAAAAAUUAUGUUGGAAACAA